Molecule: messenger RNA, 3276 nt
Organism: Ostrea edulis (European flat oyster)
Lineage: Eukaryota; Metazoa; Mollusca; Bivalvia; Ostreida; Ostreidae
Product: protein mono-ADP-ribosyltransferase PARP14-like
Exons: 15
Coding region: 214-2844 (876 amino acids)
Biological process (GO): negative regulation of gene expression
Cellular component (GO): nucleus; cytoplasm
Molecular function (GO): NAD+ poly-ADP-ribosyltransferase activity; transcription corepressor activity
Source: RefSeq, a predicted model, not a curated record
AAUACUACUUGAGGGUAUGAACUGCAACGCUCUUGAAUGUAAACACUUAUUGGAUUGUGCGUAUGGCCGGACACUGUUGUUAAUACUUAAUGCGGAAACCUUAAAAAAAACACGGAAGGUAUUUUGCGAUUCUGAGAAAGGAAUAUCCGCUUUCGGAAUCGUACUUUCGGUUUGAUCUUCAUACCUAUCAAUUACGGUUAGAAGAAAAGUACGAUGUCUGCAGAUAUGUCUGCAGAUAAGUUCGUUACCGUGGGGAUUAUCCAAGUUCGAGUUAUCAAAGGAAUUAUAACGGACCAGCAGGUUGAUGUCAUUGUGAAUAGCAAUAGACCUGACCUUGACCUGAGUAAAGGUCGAGCGUCUAAUGCCUUGUUAUUGGCUGCUGGUGACGUAAUUCAGACAGAAUGUAAACAGAAAUAUCCUAAUGGGAUACAGGACGGGGAAAUCGCCAUUACCUCUGGGGGACAAUUAUCGUGCAAGGCGAUUUACCAUGGGGCUCUCUCUAAGUAUUCUUCAGUACAGGACGAGCAGACUCUUCAAACACUUAUCCAUGCCUGUCUAGAUCAAGCAAAUACGGAUGGAUAUAGGACAAUCGCAAUUCCAGCCCUGGGAACUGGGUUUCUCGCCUACCCAGUGGACACUGUGGCCAGUAUCAUGUUUGACUCUAUACAUAAAUGUGCACACCAAUCUCUAAAAGAGGUCAGGAUUGUUAUAUACACAAGUGAGAAUGACUGUUUCAAGAAAUUUUUGGCUGAAGCGAGGACAUACCUUCCAAAAGGUAGGGGAAAGAGAGGUCAGUCUAAAGGAAACACUGACGGACACAAAAUUGGCAACUUGGCGGUAGAAGUGGUGGUGGACACUCUUAGCUCUAUACAGGCAGACGUGUUAGUAUGUAGUGGACCGAAAGACUUGCAGCUAAAUAAUGGAGCUUUAUCCCAAGCCUUGCUGGAAGUAGCCGGGGAUGAAAUGCAAGAAGAACUUAGCACCAAUUAUCCGAAUGGCAUCGACUUUGGUGAAUGUGCCAUAAGUAAAGGAUUUAAUCUCAGCUGUAGAUAUGUAUACCAUGGAGCAUUGCCUAAAUGGGGAAGCAACACACCGGAUCCUUCUUUUAUCUUGAAAAAGUUUAUGUAUGAGUGUUUAGAAGAAGCGAACAAACAUUCAACGAAGUCAGUAGCAUUUCCGACCCUUGGCCUAGGCGCACUUCAGUUUCCCGUGGACCAAACAGUGAAACUUAUGGUGCAAACUCUCCGUACCUUCAGCAGAAAGCAUCGUCAAAUGAACAUCAACAAAGUUAUAAUAGUUGUAUACAGUGAGAGCAGAGAUAGUUCAACAGUGAAGUCUACAUUGUUGAAGGAACUUAACAGCCCGGCAGUUUCAGCUGUAUCAAAAUCAGUUUAUUCUGGAAAAAUCGACAAUGUCUCGAUAAAUGUGAUAGUUGGGAGUAUCACGGAAGAAAAGGUGGACGUCCUUGUGAAUAGUGUCUCUACAGAUUUGGGAAUGACCUCGGGGACUGCAGCUGCGGUUUCUGCUGCAGCUGGCUCAGGGAUGACUAACGAAAUUGCCCAAGAUUAUCCGAAUGGAAUUACAUAUGAUGACGUUGCUGUUACCUCCGGCCACAACCUAACAACUGUUAAGAAAAUAUACCAUGGUGCCCUUCUUCCGUGGUAUUCAAAACGCUCGGGAUCAACGAAACUCCCUGAUGAGUUACUGGAGGAAUUUGUCUUGAAAUGCCUUCAGAAAGCGAACUCUAGCGGUCACUCAUCAAUAGCUUUUCCAGCUCUCGGAACCGGAUAUCAUAAAUUUCCAGCAGAUGUUGCAUCAGCUAGUAUGGUUUCAGCAUUUGAUGAUUUUUGUAAGCAAACUAAAAACAAAACUGUCUUGGAAAUACGCGUGGUGCUAUUCGCAAGUGGUCCUGAUCUGCAGCAAUUGGAAAAGGCCUUCCAGGAUGAAUUAGGGAAUUUGUCACCGGGAAAUAGUACAAAAGAAUCAGGAACAGCCGGGAAACAAGCAAGCAACACUAAACACAUACCUCUUCGAAGGCGAGUCCCUACAGUAGCUCCAAAACGUGGAACAAAAGCAUAUCUCAUAUAUAAAUACCAGGAGGCUGCACGGACCCCGCCCUACUGGACGAAAUUUACCUGUCAGAAGAAACUCAAAGAUUGGAAUUUAGCGGUGAAAUCUGGAGCUUCAUCGCACAUGGAAAAUGUCGACCAAAAUACUUUUCAAAGUAUUGAGGCUGCUUUUAAAAGUACGUUGGGUAUAGCACAAAUUGUCAGCAUACAUAGAAUAGAAAACGUUGAACUUUUCUUGAAAUACACCGAUGAAUGUCAAAGACUGUUUCGGAAAGCGAUUGUGGAAGGAGAUUUUGUACCUUUGGAGAAUGUAACGGGUUCAAGUGGACCGGCUAAGACAAUGCAAUAUUUGGAUUCGACGAUGCUGAAACACACACAUCCAGAAAUAAACGAGUAUUAUUUCUUUCACGGAACAAAGCCACAGAGCGUUGCUGUGAUUUCUGGACAGGGGUUAGACAACAGACUGGCAUAUACAGGGGGUUUACUCGGGACAGGGGUCUAUGGCGCAGAGGACGCUUUGAAAUCCAAUGGAUAUACAGGAAUGGAUACCAACGGAUGCCGCCCGAUGUUCCUUAUGAGAAUGUGCCUUGGUGAUAUUCAUUUGACGACAUCCACUUGUAGCUUCACGAGGCCACCUUGUAGAAUAUGCGCCCGGCAAGUUUGUAGCAGUCACCAGGAAAUAUUUGACAGCGUGGUAGCGAACUUUCAAUUUCGAGAGUUUGUUGUAUAUGACAGAAGUCAGUGUUACCCAGAAUAUCUUAUAUGGUAUAAAUAAUAAGAAAAUUAUGUUCCCUUUAUAUUCAGUAUGAAUGUUUGUUACUGACUGUCUACAGAAAUAUGUCGGAUUGUUAAGAUCCACACAAGGCGAUGCACGACCGUGUCUUCUAUGAACUUACACAACCCGACAUAGUUCCGUAGACAGUCGGUAACAAAUCUAUCAAGAAAACAUUUGUUUCCAUCAAUUGUCGCCCGAAGAAAGUGCCAACUUUUUGUUAAUAGGAAUAUGCUGCAAGAUAUGUUUAAAAGUUUAGCAUUGGACAAACUUUGAUCAGAAACACUUCACUUAGGUCUGUAUCCGGUUACAUAAGUACAUGUACAAAUUAAGAUGUUUUACAAAGGUCUUGUUAGUGACCACACGCUUCUUUGCUUUCAGUGUUCAUGCGUUGCGUUUUUCAACAGUUGUAAUAAAAUAUGGUAUUUAUUCAUA